GCUAGGCGUCGUAACGCAUACAGUCCAGACCCAAGUGUUUUCGCCGCUUGAUUUAUGUGGACAUCGCAUUUAAGAUGCCAGGAAUUUUGCGGAAGAAAAGAGAGUCGAUUGAAGAUGGCCUACGAAGCGGAAAGCCUUCAUCUUCAAGAACCAAAGAAAAUAUCGACAGAAUCCGGGAUCUUGUGCGUUCAAAUCGUAGGUUGAUAGUCAGAAUGAUCAGGGAAGAGUUAAAUUUGACUCUCACCAUCGUUCGUCAGAUCAAGGAAGGAAGUUAUUUUGUGGGUGACAAUAUAAAAUUGUAAUUAUAUUUGAACAAAAGAAUUAAAACAAUCAGUUUCAUCACAUGAUUUACAGACCUCGUA
Messenger RNA from Acanthoscelides obtectus, 362 nucleotides. NCBI's taxonomy places the organism in Eukaryota, Metazoa, Arthropoda, Insecta, Coleoptera, Chrysomelidae. The record is from the annotation of a GenBank genome assembly.